This is a messenger RNA of Frankliniella occidentalis (western flower thrips), 3486 nucleotides long. RefSeq names its product shootin-1-like. The record is from RefSeq and is a predicted model, not a curated record. Lineage: Eukaryota; Metazoa; Arthropoda; Insecta; Thysanoptera; Thripidae.
CCGGUCGGUGGGUGAGUCAGUCUCCCAGACGCGUUCAGGCCGUGCGGUUGCGCCCGCGCUCGUCAGCCAAGCCCGCACCGAGCGAGCGUGCGCGCGCGCGCGAGUGAGUGAGUGGAGUGCGUCAAGAGUACAUGGAUAUCCCUCCUCGAGCCUGAGCGACGUGAACAAAGGUACAAAGGAGUCCUUUCGGGCCGACCCCGGGCGCAGGGGUGUCGCUGACUCACGCACGGCAGCCGGCCGAACUCAGGCCAGCAGCGCCAGCAGAGUGACUCAUCAUCCCAAGGACGCCCGCCGCGCCGCGCCUGCUCCUGGAAAACAAAACGCUUUUCCCAGAAGUGCGGCCAGGAGGCGCGACGCGACCCCAGGCCGAGGCCCGCCCGGGACCGUGCGGAGCCGGCAGCCGGCAGCGCACCGGUGACUCCUUCGCCUCCAUGGGGCGGCCCGGCCACUAGGCCUGCCACUAGGCCCGGCCGGCCGUGAUCGUGCCGAGAGGCCCCGAGAGGCCCCGAGCCCUAUCGUCAUGAACAUGAACGGGAGCCACGGCGGCGGCGGCGGCGGCACAGUCAAGCACAUGACGUCGCUGUACACGCGCCAGCCGUCGCAGACGCAGAUCCCCAUCCCCAAGAAGUUCACCGCGUCGCUCAAGAUGGGCCUGGACACGGGCAGCAAGUCGCCGGUGCUCGCCCGCUCGACGGGGUCGUCCUCCGUGGCCGCUCGCGCGCAACUGUUCCAGAGCGGCAGCGGCUCCAGUAACAACAACAACAACAACGGCGGUUCUGUUACCAACAACAAUAACAACAUUGCCAACGGCGGCGGCUUCCACGCCAGGAACGGCAGCACCACGAGCAGCAACGGCUCGUACAGCCGCAACGGCAGCGCCUCGUCGUCGGGCUCCUCCAGCCCCACCAAGACCGUGGGCGCGAGCCCGUUCAACGGCAAGGUGGUGAGCAACGGCGGCAGCAGCGUGGCGUUCAGCAACGGCGCGCCCCCCAGCCCGGCCAGGGCGGCCCUCGGCAGUUACAGCAACGGCGUGUCGUCCCCGGCGAGCUCGUUUGGGAGGUCGGCGACGACCAACGGCGGCACCGCGUACGGCGGCAGCAGCGUCGCCUUCAACAACGGCGCGCCCCCGGCGGCGUCCCCCGUGCUCGGGCCGGGCGCACCGCUGUCCCCCGGAGCCUCCCCCGCCGACAAGUGGAGGGCCAAGUACGAGGAGUCGGAGCGCAAGAGGAAGCUGCUGCUCACCUCCUCGGAAAAGAACGCGAGGGAGGCCUCCGAGCUCCAGCGGAAGCUGCAGCAGCUGCAGCGCGAGCACGACGCCACCAAGCGCGACCUCAAGGACCGCGAAGACAAGCUGACGCAGCUGAGGACAGUGGUACAAGCAGAACCGCGAGCUGAAGCGCCGCUCCACAGCCAUCCUGCAGAAGGUGGUCCAGGCGCAGCCCGACGGCGCGCUCCUCGACCUCCUCGCCGACGAGACUGACGCAGCCGAGGCUGCCAAGGACGAGGAUGACCUGGAGGACCUGCGCGCCACCGUCAAACGGCUGAGCAGCGAGGUGGCGCGCCUGCAGUCGGAGCUCAACUCGGCCCGCCUGCAGGAGUUCGAGGCCCAGGAGGCGGCCGUCACGGCCUCCGCCGAGCUGGACGAGUCGCGUCGCGCCCAGAACGAGCUGGCCGAGCUCCGGGCGCUCAAGGAGAACAUGGCGGCCGCGGCGUCGCUCGUGCAGAAGGAGGUGGCCGUGCUGCGCCAGCAGUGCGAGCAGGAGCGGAAGACGGCGCGCCGCAUGAAGUCGGAGGCCGACCACGCCGUCAAGGAGCGCAACGUGAUGGCGCACCAGAGCUCGCUGCUGGCCGAGGCGCUCUCCCAGGACGACCGCCUGCUGCCCAUCCUGGCCGAGGUGGAGAACCUCAAGCGCCUGCUGGAGGAGGAGCGCUGCCGCACGCGCGAGCUGCAGGCCGGGCCGCGCGGCCUGGACGACGGCGAGGAGGCCGACGAGCGCAACGAUGUGGUGGAGCUCCUCGACGAGCGCCUCAAGAUCGCCGAGGAGGAGCUGAGGAGCGCGGCCAACCGGGCGGACCGCGCCGAGCGCGAGAACAGCGAGCUGCGAGAGCGACUGUCGCUCUUUGAGAAGGAGCUGGAAGACCGGCGCACAGCCGCGCCGCCACCCCCGCCACCGCCACCCAUGGCCCCGCCCAUGCCGCCGCCGCCGCCACCACCCCCGUUGCCAACCCUCUCCCCUGGCGGGGGCGGGGGCGGUGUGGGCAGCGUCAAGCUGCGCUCGCGAGUGGCGAGCGGCGGCAGCGGUGGCAGCGGAGGUAGCAGCGCCACGGGCUCCAGCGAGGACCUCGUUAACGCGGAGAGGAACGCCGUGCAGGACAUGGCCAACCUGCUGGGCAUUCCCCGCAAGCCCCAAAUGCCGGAGGCAAUACCAGGAGGUGCCAUCGACAACAUUAUCAACCAGAUAAAAGGUGGACGCUUCACUCUGAAGGCAACAGAGCAAAAUCUACAAAAGGAAAAGAAGGAAGAACCUCCCCCAGCAGUGACCGAAAUGCUGAACAUUUUAGGAACGCUGAGACGACGUCCUCGUGCCUCUGCCAAACCCACUGAAGUAUCUGAGGCGCCAAGAGAUGUAGCUUUAUAAUUUCAAAAGAAUAAGAAUUCAAUGCGCUAUAUCAUGUGUACCCUGUGUUUCGGAGCAUAAGCCAGUACGGGCGGCCUACCACUUUGUCCGUAAGGUGCCAUGGCCCCUGUUAGUAGGCGAACCCACCGCUCCGAAACACAGGAUACAUGAAGACAGGUUCCAGUUUUAUAGUGUUUGUGAUAUGAUUAGUGAUUAUGGGUGUCCAGUAACUUACUGGAUUUGAUGCAGUGCUCUCAACUGAACAUAAUUAUCACCAAUAUGCAGUGGGGAAUUCACUUGCUGUGUCUGUUUUCCUCUUUCUACCUUUACCCAUCAAGGUAUGCUUCUAUCCUGUAAAGGGUUGUAAAUAGUAGGAAUUAGAUAUUUUUUGCUCCUUUGUUAUAAGAUUACAAUCAAGACUUUCAAUGUACUUCUACAAGAUUCCUUUUAUGCCGAGUGAAUACUUAACAUCUAGCUUUAAGAAAAUAAUUGACUUAGUAAUCACUGUGUUGGUAAAUACUGGUGCUUUCUCAUAUUUAGGUCAAGAAAUUUGAAAAUCAUGAUCUUCCUUAUUUGCUUGUUGAAACAAUUGCGUACUUUAAUUUUAAGAGAAUAUUUGGAACCACAAGUACCAAUGGUAACGAAAUGAGCCUGUUUCAAAUUUUUCAAGUGUUCAAAAAAAUUUUUGUAACCCUGCUUUGUUGUUUAUUUUAUGAACUUUGACAGAUUAUGACAUUUUUCCCAUGUACAUUAUACUAUGCUGUUGUGUAUAAGAUACUGAUAUCAAACGCGUCAUAGAUAAUAAUAAAUGAGCUGUUAUUCAGAAUCUCUGAUAGUAUAGAGAUAAUAAACUUAUUUCUAUAAAAUA